Messenger RNA from Closterium sp. Naga37s-1, 864 nucleotides. NCBI's taxonomy places the organism in Eukaryota, Viridiplantae, Streptophyta, Zygnematophyceae, Desmidiales, Closteriaceae. The record is from the annotation of a GenBank genome assembly.
AUGGAGGGCCACAAUCAGCUGUUGCCCUGUCAGGAUGGCAAGCAGCAGCAGCAGCAGCAGCGGAAACAGCAGCAUGCGGAUGGCAUUGGUUCACCUGCUCUGGCAUUCGGAGGGCUGUCGUCUGACGAGUGCAGCAUCGUGUUCUUCUCACCCAAUGCCACCUGCUGCCACCCACCAGCUCCAACGCACCACUCAUCUGCACUCACCCCGGAACCAGACCCUGCUUCCCAAGCCGCCACCUUCUCUGCUUCUGCUACUGCCUCUUAUUUUCCGUUCCCAUGUGAUGCCUCCUUCCCCGUUGCUGCUGCCUCCAAUGCCGCUGCCCUGAGCCUUCCAGUGAAGCAAGCAAGAGAGGACUGCCCCGGGCAUGGGGCAGACCAAGCGGGGCUGGGUGGAGGUGGGGUUGAGACGGGGGUGGUGCGCAGCAGGAAGCGGCAGGCUCAGUCCGUGGCAGAGCAGUUCCAGCAGCAAGGGGAGAGCAGGCGCGUGCAGGACGAGGAAGCAGUCCUUCUGGAUGCUUUGCUGCUGGAGGAGCAUCGCCAGCUGCACGGAGGAGGAGGGAGGAGGCGAGUGCAAUCAGCGCUGUGGCCGUAUAUGGAGUGGGAGAGCGCCCUCCCAGAUGACGUGCUGCGGGGUUUCAGCAGCCUUGAUGCCGGCGUCACCACACCGCAUGCACCAGUGCCAGCGCCACUGCCCACCCCACUCGCUGCUGCGCUGGCUGGUUCUCUACUGGAUGUGCCGUGCUGGGUGCAACGGCUGGUGGUGUGGGUAGGACAUGCGGAUGGGGUGCCGUGUUUUGUGCUGCGGAAUGGCCUGCAGUGUUGGGAGCAAUGGGUGCUGAAGGGGCUGGGUGUACGGAGAUAG